AGAUUUGUUUGUACUUCGGUGUUUGGAUGCGGAUCGAACCAAAUCUAGCGGCAGGGCAUAAGGUCGAACAUCUUGCGCUCUGUCCGCUAAGCGUAAGCUCCAACUCUUCGAGCCCAACCUCACCGGCGAUUCCUAAUGCCGAGAGUUGCGAGAGUAGAGUAGGAAAGGCUGGAUCUCCAAGCCUGGAAAAUAUGAGUAUCGUGCCGAAGGAAACCAUUGAGGUUAUCGCGCAGAGCAUAGGCAUCGCCAAUCUCUCCUCUGAUGUUGCCCUCGCCCUUGCCCCCGACGUUGAAUAUCGCCUCCGCGAGAUAAUGCAGGAGGCGAUCAAGUGUAUGCGACACUCGAAACGGACUGUGUUGACGGCGGACGAUGUGGAUAGCGCUCUUAGCCUGAGGAAUGUGGAGCCGCUUUAUGGGUUUGCAACUGGGGAUCCAUUGAGGUUCAAAAGGGCUGUGGGUCAUAAGGAUCUGUUCUACAUUGAUGAUAAAGAUCUAGACUUCAAAGAUGUACAGUUACAUCUGAUUGAAGCACCAUUACCUAAAGCCCCUCUUGAUACUGCUGUGGUGACCCACUGGUUGGCUAUUGAAGGGGUGCAACCUGCAAUUCCAGAAAAUGUUCCUGUUGAUGUAAUUCUUCCUCCACUAGAGAGUAGGAAGUUGGAACAUGGAAAAGAUGAUGGACUACCUGUUGAUAUUAGGCUUCCAGUUAAGCAUGUUCUUUCUAGAGAACUUCAGCUAUACUUUGAUAAGAUAACGGAGCUAACCAUCAGCAAGUCUGAAUCUGCCCUAUUCAAAGAAGCAUUGGCAAGUUUGUCCACUGAUUCGGGGCUCCACCCCUUAGUCCCCUAUUUUUCUUAUUUCAUUGCAGAUGAGGUAUCCCGAAGUUUAAAUGAUCUUUCCAUCCUUUUUGCUUUGAUGCGUGUUGCACGAAGCCUUCUUCGCAAUCCACACAUACACAUUGAGCCUUAUCUUCAUCAGCUGAUGCCUUCGAUGAUAACAUGCAUUGUUGCUAAAAGGUUAGGGAAUAGACUUGCAGAUAAUCAUUGGGAGCUUAGAGAUUUCUCUGCAAACCUGGUUGCUUCUGUUUGUAGAAGAUAUGGCCACGUAUAUCACAAUCUGCAGUCUAGGCUUACAAAAACACUUCUUCAUGCUUUUCUUGACCCUUCUAAAGCUUUGACACAGCAUUACGGUGCCAUUCGAGGGCUCGCUGCCCUAGGUCCCAGUGUGGUACGCCUUCUUAUUUUGCCUAACCUGGAAACAUACCUACAACUUCUAGAACCAGAGAUGUUACUUGAAAAGCAGAAGAAUGAGAUGAAAAGGAAAGAAGCUUGGCAUGUCUAUGGUGCCUUAUUGGGUGCUGCAGGCAAGUGUUUGUAUGAUCGGCUUAAAAUGUUUCCAGGCCUAUUAUCCCGACCAAACCGGUUUACUUGGAAACACAAAGGAAGAAUUGCAACAACUAUGCCAAAUGGUAAUAAAAGGAAGUCAGUUGCAAGCAACCAUCACUCCACACAACAGCCGCCGCUAAAAAAACUCGCCGGCGAUGGUUCUGUCAACUCAAUGCCGGUUAUGCCGGCAAUGUCAAAUGCUCAGUCGGUCGCAGAUGGCUUUGGCAACAAUGCAUUGACCGAUCCCGGCAUAAGGCCGUCGACUUCUACCGGCCGGUUAUCAUCGAAUGAGAGCAUCCCAGGAGGAAGCCGGAGAGAGAUGGGAAAUAGCAGAGCACCAAAAACACAUUCCAUUCUGAGUCAGGCAUGGAAGGAAGAUCUUGAUGCAGGCUAUCUUUUAGCUUCAUUGUUUGAGCUGUUUGGUGAAGCCAUUUUUUCAUUUAUACAGCCAGUAGAAAUGAGUGUAUUUUUAUGAGUGAAAGUGAGGAGUGAGGCUUUAAAGCAAUGGUUGGGAUCUCAAGAGCUACUAUUUAUGCUUUGUGAUGAAUCACUUCAUUUUGAUUAAUAUUUGAUUAGUAUAGUUUGACCUUAGUUUUUUAUUCUUAGAGGACUUAUUUAUGUACAUAAUAUUAAAAGUGUCUUUAUUUAUAAAACUAACAUUAAUGUUAUUUUUUGAACU
This is a messenger RNA of Dendrobium catenatum, 2063 nucleotides long. RefSeq names its product transcription initiation factor TFIID subunit 6. Gene Ontology annotation, molecular function: protein heterodimerization activity; transcription coactivator activity; RNA polymerase II general transcription initiation factor activity. The transcript is spliced from 12 exons. The coding region runs from base 27 to 1859 and encodes 610 amino acids. The record is from RefSeq and is a predicted model, not a curated record. Gene Ontology annotation, cellular component: SAGA complex; SLIK (SAGA-like) complex; transcription factor TFIID complex. Gene Ontology annotation, biological process: transcription initiation at RNA polymerase II promoter; RNA polymerase II preinitiation complex assembly. NCBI's taxonomy places the organism in Eukaryota, Viridiplantae, Streptophyta, Magnoliopsida, Asparagales, Orchidaceae.